This is a messenger RNA of Cheilinus undulatus (humphead wrasse), 1269 nucleotides long. RefSeq names its product serine/threonine-protein kinase pim-1-like. Gene Ontology annotation, molecular function: ATP binding; protein serine/threonine kinase activity. The record is from RefSeq and is a predicted model, not a curated record. The transcript has a single exon. Gene Ontology annotation, cellular component: cytoplasm. NCBI's taxonomy places the organism in Eukaryota, Metazoa, Chordata, Actinopteri, Labriformes, Labridae. Gene Ontology annotation, biological process: regulation of mitotic cell cycle; negative regulation of apoptotic process; protein autophosphorylation. The coding region runs from base 1 to 1269 and encodes 422 amino acids.
AUGAGUACAUUUACGAAUAAUUCUUCGACGUCGCCCUUCAACGAUCGUCUUGUUGCUCUUGAGCAAACAGACGAGAACGAUUCUGACAGUGAGCAGAGUAUCACAGGUUUAAAUAUCUCCAACAAAUGUGACGCUCAGGAGAUUAUGCCAAUCCAGUGUGCAUCUCCUUCAGGGAUUGUAGAAAAUUCCCAGAGUGAUCCUGACUGUGUGGAAGAUGACCCGGUCUGUAGGUCUGGCUCUGCAGACCAGCAGACCAAAAAGAGAAAAGCCCCUGAGAAAGCAGCAAAGGAGCCUUCUGAGAAGAGGCAGAAGACAUCCACUCCUAGAGAGGACGUCAUCCAAGAGAAAAGGAAACGUCCUGAUGAAGAUGAAGAGCCCAGAAAGAGAUCGAGGGCCUCCGAACAAGAGGAGGCCAUCAGAUCCUCGCUGGAGCCUACAGAGGAGAGGGAGGCUGACAACCUAACGUUUGAGGAAAAGUACCAGCAGAUGAACCUGCUGGGAAAAGGAGCCUUUGGUUCUGUGUACGCUGGCUACAGGAUGAAAGAUCACAUCCCUGUGGCCAUCAAACACAUACAAAAGGACUUUGUCAGGUACCAUAAUUAUGAAAUCCCUAUGGAGGUGGCUGUUUUGCAGAGAUUGACCAGCGGACAAGAGGUUGGGAAAUCUGCAGCCGUUUCCCUCCUGGACUACUAUGAGGAGGAUGAGAAGCUUAUCCUGGUCCUGGAGCGCCCGGUCCCUGCAGUUGAUCUACUGGAAUAUAUGCUGGACAGAGAAGAGGGCUUGAAGGAAACGGAGAGCCGGCCAAUAUUGAAGCAGCUGAUAGAGGCGGCGUUGGAGCUUCAGUCAAAGGAUGUGUUCCAUAGAGACAUCAAACUAAAUAACAUCCUGAUUGAAACCCACUCUGACGCCCCUCGGAUCAGGCUGAUAGACUUUGGGAUAAGCUGCUUUACAAAAGAUUUGGCAGAAUCUGAUGGCACUCCUGAGUAUUUCCCUGCAAUGUUCGAUGAUGGCAUCACCUACAUCGCUGGUCCCACCACGGUGCGGCAGAUUGGGGACGUCCUCUAUGAGCUGAUGCACUGGGGCAUGGGACAAUUUAUAAUGAAAAAAUACAUUGACGGUGAAGUAUCCGUCAGUGAAGAUUUGUCUACAGACUGCAAAGACAUGCUGCGCCAGUGUCUAGCUAAAGACUCAGACCUGCGCCCCUCUCUGGAGAAGCUGCGCCUUCAUCCCUGGCUCAAAGAAAGCCAGUCCUGUGAUCCUUUAGUGUAA